This is a messenger RNA of Ilyonectria robusta, 936 nucleotides long. Its product is annotated as Alpha/Beta hydrolase protein. The record is from RefSeq and is a predicted model, not a curated record. The transcript is spliced from 2 exons. The coding region runs from base 1 to 936 and encodes 311 amino acids. Lineage: Eukaryota; Fungi; Ascomycota; Sordariomycetes; Hypocreales; Nectriaceae.
AUGAAACCCUUUGCGGCAUUGCUUUUCGGCCUGGCUGCUACGGCUAUGGCCACCCCAGGUGCUGCAUAUGACCAAAACCCACCGAAAUUGGCUCAAACUGCUCCUACCAAGUUUGUCUCUGUGAAUGGGACUCGACUUGCCUACCGACGCUUUGGCAAAACCAGCAAAGUGCCAGUUCUGUUCCUAACCCACUUUCGUGGUAGCAUGGACGUUCUGGACCCUCUGCUGAUCAACGCCAUCGCUUCUAGCCGGGAGGUGAUCCUGGUCGACAACUCUGGCAUUGGCCAGAGCAAAGGCGCUGUUCCCAACUCCAUCCAGGCCAUGGCUGCAACAACUGUGGAUUUCCUCGCCGCGAUCCAUGUUCCCAAGGCCGAUAUUCUCGGCUUCUCCAUGGGAGGAAUGAUUGCACAGUACAUCGCCAUGGAGUACCCUCGGGUGGUGAACAAGCUGGUUCUAGGGGGGAUUCGCCCUGGCUACGGGCCCGACGUUGUUCAGACUGACCCAAAUGCUGCUUCGGGCCCAGGCGGUGGGCCUGACGACCAGCCCACCGAGGACUACAUGCUUGGCAUCUUCUUCUUUCCGUCAAAGACAAGUAAGGCCGACGGAAACAAAUGGUGGGAUAGGAUCUAUGAGCGAAAUGUCAAAGGCGAAAAGAGAAGAGAAUUCCUUGUUGGAGCUGGAGUUGAAGCACAGUUGGCGGCGAUAACGAGUUUUGCCUCGGACCCCCAGCUAUACAACCGGCUCAACAGUAUUAUCAGACCGGUGUUGGUUACCAACGGGAAACGCGAUGUCUUGAUGGGAACGGCCAACAGUUUCGUUCUCCAACAGCAAUUGGCAGACGCCCAGUUGCAUCUCUAUCCUGACUCGGGCCACGGCCAUCUUUUCCAGUUUCCUCUGGCUUACGCGAAGCAACUCGAACUAUUCCUCAAAGGUUAA